Arachis duranensis is the source of this 1146-nucleotide messenger RNA. RefSeq lists its product as uncharacterized. The record is from RefSeq and is a predicted model, not a curated record. The transcript has 9 exons. Gene Ontology annotation, biological process: lipid homeostasis. NCBI's taxonomy places the organism in Eukaryota, Viridiplantae, Streptophyta, Magnoliopsida, Fabales, Fabaceae. The coding region runs from base 157 to 987 and encodes 276 amino acids. Gene Ontology annotation, cellular component: endoplasmic reticulum; membrane.
UGUGUAUAGUACGUAUUCUAGAAGAUAAGAGUGAGCGAAGGGAUAAAACAUAAGGAAAAUGCAAUUCAUUCUUCAAUUUUCCGUAGAAAUGCCUGCGUAGCAUUUCUCUCUCUCUGUUUGUUCUGAUUUAGUGAUUUUCAACAAGGAGGAGAUUGGAUGGGACUUAUUGCUUCUUUCGAUUUUUCGGCCGGUUCUGUUUUGUCUUAUGACUUUGCUAGUUCUAGAAAAGAAUUUCAAUGGCUGGCAUCUGUAUUCACAGGCAUCAUCUUUUGUGUUAUUGUUUAUAGAUUGAUGGAUAUUAUGAGUUCUCUGUUGUUCAUGAGAUAUGGCAAAUUGAGCGAUAAACAGAAAAUAGAAUGGAAUAACAGGGGAUUCUCUACUGUUCAUGCUAUUUUUGCAUCUGUUGUAUCUUUUUACCUCCUUAUGAGAUCAGAUCUCUUCAGUGAUGAUUCACGUGAAGAGCUAAUUGUUCAUAGAUCGUCUACCUUCUCAAAUUCAGUAUUGGGAAUUUCUGUAGGUUAUUUUCUAACAGAUUUGGCAAUGAUUCUUUGGUAUUAUCCAGCCUUAGGGGGUAUAGAAUAUAUUCUGCACCACGGGCUAUCCUUGUUUUCAAUCAUCCAAGCUUUGCUAAGUGGUCAAGCACAGAUCUACAUACUGAUGGUUCUUUUCACUGAGAGCACAACUCCUUUCGUAAAUCUGAGAUGGCACUUGGAUGUAGCUGGUCUCAAGAGCUCCAAACUUUACAUUUGGAAUGGCGUUGCUUUGUUCUUCGGGUGGUUGAUUGCUAGGAUUAUUCUUUUCAUAUUCUUUUUUCUCCACAUGUAUAACCAUUUUGAUGAGGUCAAGCAGAUCUUCCCUCUGGGUUACUAUAGCGUGCUCACUGUGCCUGCUACGUUGGCUAUGAUGAACGUAUAUUGGUUCUGGAAGAUUGCGAGGGGAAUGGUUAAAACUCUUGCGAAAGCAAAAGCGAAAAAGCAUGACGAGUGAGCUUACCACGCAACCCUGCGUUCUAUGUACAAAAAACCAGUGCCUUGAUGUAUGAGAUGGCCAUUUUGAUUGAUUUUAAGUACAGUUGCAACCAACAUUUUCUUGUUAACUAGUAAGAUUCAGUGAUGAUGUAUAUUCUGAACCAUUGCUUUCUAUAAA